GAGAUUGGAGACUAUCUUAGAGUGGAAAGUGCAGGCGAGCUAAGCUGGAUGACUGCCAGCUAUGGCCUCACGCUUGGGAUGUUCCUCAUCGCUUCUGGUAGACUGGGAGAUCUAUAUGGACCGAAACUCUUAUGGCUACUUGGAACUGGGUUGAUGGCUAUAUUCAAUCUCGGAACUGGCUUUUGCCAAUCCCGCAUUCCCUUUGACCUGUGUCGGGCUCUUGCAGGGAUAGGCGCAGCCCUAGCAGUCCCGAAUGCCGUGGCUAUCCUCGGACGGACAUACCCGCCAGGUUCCACUCGUUCCCUCAUCUUUGCCAUCUUUGGUGCCUUGGCGCCUGUAGGCUUCAUGGUAGGCGGUGCCGUUGCAGCCUUGUUGGCACAAACAACCUCGGUGAUUUGGAUCUGGUUCUUCACUGCGAUCCUCGCGGCUGUCAUCCUUGUGCUCGGUAUCUUUGUUCUACCGCCUGAUGCCAAUCUCGCACCCGCAUCGGCGAGGCGAUCCUUUGACUACGUCGGUACUCUUUUACUUAUCGUCGCCUUGGGAUUGUUCAAUUUCACCUGGAAUCAAGGUCCAGUAGUCGCUUGGUCAGCGCCAUACGUCUGGAGUCUCCUCUUGGUAUCCAUGCUGGCUUUUGUGGCACUUUACUUUUGGGAAAAGAGACUGGGUACCCACGCGUUGAUCCCCACCGAGGUACUGUCAAGAACGAGUCUCUUGGUCUAUCUGUGUCUUUGGCUGGGUUGGAUGAGCUUCGGAGUGUUCUUGUUCUAUACUACUUUGUUCAUUCGCAACGUGCGAGGAGUUGACACGGCCCUCGGUCUCACCGCUCAGCUGAUCCCAGUUACGCCUACUGGCGUGAUCUGUGCUCUUGCCGUACCCACUCUACUCACUCGCUUCCCGGGCCACCAGAUCUUCUUCGUCUCCAUGGUAGCUUUCCUGGUCGGAGACGUCAUGGGAGCUGUGGCGCCUGUCCAUGGCUACUGGAGUGUUACCUUCCCAAGUCUGAUCUUGGUCAUUCUAGGUCCAGACUUGAGCUACUCCACAGGCCAGUUAAUUGUCAGCAACUCGGUAGACAGGCAGUUCCAAGGAACAGCCGGAGGAAUCGUCAGUAUGAUCACAAACUAUUCUCUAAGCAUCGGCCUCGGAAUGGCAGGGACAGUGGAAGCUUAUGUCGUCCCCAAUGGGCCGGUGCUCAAAGGGUACAGAACUGCGUUUUACUUUGGCUCUGGCCUUGCGGCUUUAGCUGUGGUCGUCGUGGGGCUGUUCGUCAGAAUGCCCAAGAUGACCCAGUACCGGGAAUAACCAGACACACGACGCUUAGGGUUGACAAGGACGAUCUAUG
Kockovaella imperatae is the source of this 1339-nucleotide messenger RNA. RefSeq names its product major facilitator superfamily domain-containing protein. Gene Ontology annotation, biological process: transmembrane transport. The transcript is spliced from 9 exons. The coding region runs from base 49 to 1299 and encodes 416 amino acids. Gene Ontology annotation, molecular function: transmembrane transporter activity. The record is from RefSeq and is a predicted model, not a curated record. Gene Ontology annotation, cellular component: membrane. NCBI's taxonomy places the organism in Eukaryota, Fungi, Basidiomycota, Tremellomycetes, Tremellales, Cuniculitremaceae.